Alternaria rosae is the source of this 1132-nucleotide messenger RNA. Its product is annotated as glycoside hydrolase. The record is from RefSeq and is a predicted model, not a curated record. Bases 187 to 939 code for a protein of 250 amino acids. NCBI's taxonomy places the organism in Eukaryota, Fungi, Ascomycota, Dothideomycetes, Pleosporales, Pleosporaceae. The transcript is spliced from 3 exons.
GCAAGGCUUCGCCAAUACCUGGUCGUGGGAAAACGUGGGCGUCUGUAGAAGGCCGCUAGAAGACUGGAGAGGAGUAUAUGAAGGGAUGUUAAGUCCCAGGUUGAAGGUCACUCUCGACAGCAAGCCCAUCACUGCACAGCUUCAACAAUCGCUUUCUACAAGUCAUUCACUUUGAAUACCAUCAACAUGCUCUCUUUCCUCCUCCUGCUCGCGCCCCUUGUGGCAGCCCACGGCCACGUUGACAAGGUCGUUGCCGACGGCAAGGAAUACCAGGGCUGGAACGCUGCUCUCAAGUACCAGAACCCCAUUCCCGCCACCGUAGGAUGGCAAGCCGACAACCUUGACAACGGUUUCGUUUCCCCUGACAGCUUUGGCACUUCAGCCAUCGUUUGCCACAAGCAGGGCAAGAGCAACGGUGCCUACGUUACCGUCAAGCCUGGCAGCAAGGUCACCUUCAAGUGGGACACCUGGCCAAUCAGCCACGUUGGUCCCAUCCAGGAGUACAUUGCGCCUUGCAACGGUGACUGCGGCUCCGUCAGCCCCUCUGACCUGAAGUGGACCAAGAUCCAGUCCAGCGCCUGGAAGUCAGGAAGCAACCCAGGAAAAUGGGCUACUGACGAUCUCAUCGCCAACAACUUCGCCUGGGACCUCACCUUCCCCAACGUCGCCCCUGGCAACUACGUUGUCCGUCACGAGAUCAUCGCUCUGCACGCUGCUGGCCAGACCAACGGCGCCCAGGCGUACCCCCAGUGCGUCAACUUCAAGGUUGAGGGCUCUGGGACUGCUAAGCCAAGCGGUGGUGUUGCUGGUACUAGCUUGUACAAGGCCGACGACGCUGGUAUCAAGUUCAACGUCUUCCAGUCCUUCACCAGCUACCCUGUCCCCGGCCCUGCUGUCAACAAGCUCGCCAAGCGCCACUCCAAGGACCUCGAGUACUAGGUAUAAACACGAAUAAUGAGAUGCGAGAUGUCUGGAGGGCAUAGGAUGGACUAGAUCAUUCAUGGGUACAUACUUCUUUUAGUUCGCUCGUUAAGGCUUGCGAGACAGUGUAUAUAGAGCAUUGAUGGAGUGUAUAUAGCAUUUUGGAAUCACAUUGCGUUGUCUUUGGAUCUUGAUGCAGCAUAAAGGCACU